Molecule: messenger RNA, 5505 nt
Organism: Clonostachys byssicola
Lineage: Eukaryota; Fungi; Ascomycota; Sordariomycetes; Hypocreales; Bionectriaceae
Source: the annotation of a GenBank genome assembly
AUGGACUCACCGUCCCUGCCAAACCGCAUGUACACUGUGGGUUGGAUCUGUGCGUUGGCGGUGGAAAUGGCUGCGGCGACGGCCAUGUUGGAUGAAGUCCAUCAAAGCCCUCGAGAGUUGCACCCAAACGAUCACAACUCUUACACUCUGGGCAAGAUAAACAAUCACAACGUCGUGAUUGCCUGUCUUCCGGCCGGGAAUUACGGUAUCGCACCGGCAGCUUCCACCGCGCAACAAAUGAUGACCAGCUUUACCGGGAUAAAGUUCGGCCUCAUGGUUGGCAUUGGCGGCGGAAUCCCCCAAGAAGGACAUGAUAUCCGGCUCGGUGACAUAGUCGUCAGUGAACCCAAGGGCCAGCUUGGGGGCGUUAUCCAAUACGAUCGAGGACGAGAGCUGGGUGUUUGCUUUGAGCGGACAGGCUGGUUGAACUCGCCACCAGAAGUGUUGUUAACGGCCCUCAACGCGCUAAAGGCAAGCCAUUGGUCCAAUAAAAGAAAACUCGAAGAAAUACUUGCCUCACUGGCAGCCAAGAACCCAAGUUUCGCUCACCCGGGUGCAAAUGAGGGUUGGGCUGAGCUGCCUGAUCGAGGCAAUCUAGAUCCAGUCGUCCACUUUGGCCUCAUUGCAUCUGGGAACCAAGUUAUAAAAGAUGCUGCAACUAGAGAUCGACUUAGACACGAGCUCGGAAAUGUGCUGUGCUUUGAGAUGGAAGCAGCUGGCCUGAUGAACAAUUUCCCCUGCCUCGUCAUCCGAGGCAUCUCAGACUACGCAGAUUAUCACAAGAAUGACAUUUGGCAGCCGUACGCCGCAGCUACGGCCGCGGCCUUUGCCAAAAAUCUUCUCUCAAUUGUACAUGCCCACGAGGUAGAAAAUUCUAGCUACGCUCCUGUUGCUACCAAUUCUCUUUCGCCUGUUCUACCAUUCUCAGGAAUCAGUGACGGCAAGGAAUUUGUUGCAGAGGCAGCGGCAGGAACGUGCAAUUGGCUUCUCGAAGACAGCGAGUAUAAGGAAUGGCAAGAGCAAGACAAUGGUCUGCUUUGGAUAAUAGGAAAACCAGGCUCCGGCAAAUCAACAUUACUCAAAUAUGCCUCAAUGAUUGACUCCGAAAGACGAAGCAAAGGCUCAGAGAACGUGGUUGUGUUGUCUUUCUUUUUCCACAGUAAUGACUCCGAGUCGCAGGCGACGGCUCUCGACUUCUAUCGAAACCUUCUCCAUCAACUAAUUGUACGAUACCGGGAUCAACUAUGGAACCAGCUGGUGGGGGUUAUCGAGAACUUCCAAAUGAGCUCAGGGCGCUCGAUCAAUGAUGGGGAGGAGUGGAACUGGCAUGCCAAUGAGCUGGAGCGCUUGCUUCAAAGCUGCAUCAACAAAGCGCGGGAAACGUAUGCCGUUCAGAUAAUGGUUGAUGCCCUGGACGAAUGCAGUGAAGACGGGAUCGUCUCCCUCGAGGCCUUCUUCAAAAAUAUCCGGUCUCAACCAGCUUCGAGUCUAUCGCGUUUGAGUAUUUGCAUCACAUGCCGACAUUUUCCUCUGGUCAGAUGGCAGCAAGGAAAAGAAAUUUCCGUCGAGUCCAAGAACGAAGCAGAUAUUAGGACAUAUAUACGGAGUAAUCUCGAACCAUUUGAUGACGACGAAGAUUCAGGCGCUUUAGAAGAUGAAAUAGUCGAACGAUCCUCCGGAAUUUUUCUGUGGGCUAAGCUCAUAUUGCCUAAUAUGGUUCUACAACAAAGAAAAGGUUUGAAUCCUGAACAACUUCUGCAAUCGCUUCAGAACAUGCCUUCACGGUUGGCCGACAUAUUUGAAGAUGCCGUUGAAAAACUGGCCGCUGAGCCGAAUGAAAAGGUGUGGAGUUUGCGAUUAUUCCAGUGGCUAUGCUUUACGCGUAAACCGCUUUCAGUUUCAGAGCUCCAAUGGGCGAUGAAUGUUAGUGUGAACACUCAGUGCUCUUCUCUGAAACAGUGUCUUCGCUUGUCUGAUUCUAUCCGAACGGAGAAGCAGAUGAUCAGAAGGCUACGAAGCCUCUCUGGAGGGUUGGCAGAGCUGAGAGAGCAUAACGGAACCAAGGUGAUUCAGUUAAUCCACCAAUCAGCCAAGGAGUUUCUCCUUGACCGCGGGUUCCAACUUUUGGAUCCUGUGCUUGACAACAACGUUGUUUUGCGUGGCCAGUCCAACAUCUGCUUGUCCCAAGCUUGUAUCCGUUAUCUUGCGAUGGAUGAAAUCGUCAGCUCGAAGAGUAACAAACCCUGGCAACAGUUUCCUUUCCUUGACUAUUCUGUCACAUCAUGGAUUGUCCAUGCGGAAAAGGUAGAAGGGAUGCACAUGCCCCAAGAGUACAUUCUAUCGUCAUUCCAUUGGCCUUCCGAGCACAUUGUUGGUUCAUGGGUCCGAGCCUCGACAAAAGCACACAAGAACUGGCCCGUGCCUUGCACCACGCUUCUACAUGCGACGGCCCGACAUGACCUUGUCAGUGCAGUCGUGGCCCAGACUUGGGGGGCCUCCCUGAUCUACAAGUUCCUUUUAUAUUUAGUCAUCCAGAAUUGGGUUAUGAUUGCUCCAGUCAGCGUGCUACUUCGUCAAGUAUUACAGCUGUGUGUCGUGGCUAAUCGUGAUAUUGACGUCAAGGAUGACCGUGGACGAACACCACUGUCUUUGGCUGCGGCAAGAGGGCAUAAAAGAGUUGUCCAGGUUCUUCUUUUGCAAGCGGAUGUAGAUGUUAAUGCGGUAGAUGAAGAGGGGAGAACACCCCUGUCUUGGGUAGCCGCGGCAGGUCAUAAAGAAGUUAUGGAACUGUUGCUCGCCCACCCCGGUAUCGACAUCAAUCUCUCCGACAAAUUGAAGAGGACUCCUUUGAUGUGGGCGACUGCAAAAUACAAUGGACCUGUGGCGCUACGACUUAUCCAGGGGGGUGCCGGCGUGUCUGCCUCGGAUCAUGAUGGGAUCACCACUUUGCAUUUGGCUGCUGAAGGUGGGCAAGAGGAGCUGGCCAGAAUACUGCUGGACCACGGAGCCAAUAUAGAAGCGAAAGACCGCCAUGGACGCACAGCACUUCACGCAGCGGCUUUAUACGGACACACCCUCAUGCUACAGCUGCUGCUCGACAGAGGAGCCGAUAUCACAGUGAGCGACAACGGCGGCGAUACGGUUUUACACCGGGUGGCUGGAAAUAGAGACCCAAGAGUGGCUCGACAGCUGCUUGAUAAGGAGUCGGAUAUUGUAGCCACGGGGAGUCUGGUCCUGAAGCAUUGCAGGGAUCUCAACUUUUCGACAGAUUCAAAUGGAAGGACCCCUCUCCAUCGUGCAGUUGGUAAUGGGCGCCGGACUUUGGUGGAAGUACUCCUCCAGAAUGGAGCAAUGAUAAACGCCGAAGACCAUCAGAGACAAACGCCUCUUUUAGUGGCGAUGGAAAACAGAGAGACGGCAAUGAUGAACUUUUUAAUCGACAAAGGUGCAGACGUGACAGUCAUUAUGCGAAAGUCGGACGCCCAAGACUCACCAUCAAAGAGCAAGGUUGAUUCAGGCAGCAAUAGAAUGACAUUGGAAAGGGCCUGCAAAGACGGAGAUGAGCCUCUUGUGCAACAGCUACUAAAGGAAGAUGCCCCAGUCACAUUCAGAGCCUUGAACGCGGCCGCAGAAAAGGGGCACGAAGGAAUCGUGAGGCUUUUGCUAGAAAAGAGAUCAUACAUUGCUCGAAUGGUUCCAACUAAGACAAUGGUAAGAUCCGACGAUAAUCAUGCACUUCACCGUGCAGCAAGGCACGGCCACGAAGCAGUCGUCAAAUUGCUCCUCGCCAACGGAGCAGACAUCAACGCCGAUGUUCUCGGUACGCCGCUUUAUCAAGCGGCAGAGAGUUUAUCCAAAGACACAGACAAAGCAGCCAUGCAGGAAGCGAUGAUACGGCUCUUGCUUGAGCAUGGAGCGAACCCACAGUCAACCUUUUGGCAAGCCCUAGAUUCUGUUGCGUCUCGUGGCAGCAAAGGAUUAGUACAGACGAUGUUGGAUCAUGGUGCAGAACCGACAGCGAGGACGCUUGAAGCUGCCGUCAGAGGGUUCAACGAGCCGACCAUCCAGCUUUUACUUGAGAGAGGCGUGGAGAUCACACCAGAAGCUUUAGAAAGCGCUGUUCGUUUAGAGCACGAGCCCACCGUGCGACUCUUGAUUGAAAAGGGGACUGCUCCUACUGAAGACGCACUGAAGUAUGCUGUUUCUUUGGGCCACGAGGCUAUUGUCAGAUUGCUUCUUGAGAAGGGUGCGGUCACAAGCCCAGAUACACUAAGGAUGAUAUCUACACGCACGAAUGAAGACAUAGUCCGUUUAUUGCUGGACAGAGGAGCGAAACCAACUUCCCGAGCACUGGAAAAGGCCGCCGGAUAUGGAAAUGAAAGCGUAACCCGACUCCUCCUCAGUGAAGGUAUUGAAGCAACAUCAAAAGCCUUGGAGAGGGCUGUUGCAAAUGACCAGGACGCCAUUUUCUGGUUACUUCUCGAGCAGGGGGCCACAAUCACACCAAAGACUUUGGUCAAGGCUAUUGCGAAGAAAAACAAGGCUGCCGUCCAUUUCAUUCUUGAACGCAGGGUUGAAAUUGUACCCGAAGCUGCUGAGGAGGCUGCCGCGCACGGCGACAAGGACCUGCUUCAACUGCUCCUGGACAAUGGCGGCCGCACAACACCACAUGUCCUCCCAAAAGCGAUAUCCAAGGGACGGUUGGACCUGGUCCAGCUCCUGCUUAAUAACGGCGCCAUCAUAACCCCAGAGGCCAUAACACAGGCUAUACAGUCAGAAGAUAAGACAAUCACCCUUCUGCUUCUUGGGAAAGGUACAAAUCCAUCGUCUUCGGCGCUGGAGUCGGCCGUAGAGAAGGGGAAUGAGGCCAUAAUCCGGUUGCUGCUGAGGAGAGGCGCCUCGGUGACUUUCGAGGCACUGGAACGUGCUGUUCUUUUUAACAACAUGGCCCUAGUUAGACUGCUGCUCGACCAGGGUCCUCAAAUCAUCCAUCUACGCAGGAAUGAAUUGACUGCCCUACACAGAGCUGUCUAUAUGCAAGACGUAUCAAUCUCAAAACUGCUGCUCGAGCGGGGCAUCGAUGUCAACGCCGAGAACCACUAUGAUGCUACGGCAUUGCAUAUAGCAACAAAAUCGGGCAAUGUAGAGUUGGUGAGCCUGUUGCUCCGAUUCGGAGCCAAUGUCAACAAGGAUCAUCAUUAUGAGAGCAUGCCACUAUGGUUGGCAGUGGCGCAUGGUUACGACAGCAUUGUAGAGCUAUUGCUGGAGCACGGUGCCGACCCUAACAAAGGAACGUAUCGUAGCAAAUCGAAAACGGCUUUAAAAAUGGCCAUUGAGAGCGACAACCCAAGAACAGUGAAACUGCUUCUACAGCACGGGGCGGACGUUGGGAAUGGGGCCAAAGCUAAAAAGAUACUGGAUUUGGCAAUCACGAACGAGAAUAAGACCAUCAUUCAAUUGUUGAAGGAGCACAUUGGAGAUAUUGCCACGGGAGAGGCUGGAUGA